GUGUGAGUGCCUACGGUGACAUGUUUCAGCGCUUAUUUGAAACUUCUUAUUGACCGACGGUUAAGACAAGGUUUUCAGUUACUCUCUGUGGUUUGUCCCUUGCGAGUGCUUGCUUCGUCUUGCGCCAACAGGAUGUGUGUUUCGUCCGUUUCGUGAACCGUACUCGUCGAUAAGUUGUGCUAAAGACGUGCAGCACGUGCGUGUCAUCCAUUCAUUUGUGCUAUCAAGUUCUUCGACGACCGCGUUACGAGUUUUGUAUGUCGCAACUGCGCUUCGCCUGACACCACUGCCGACACGAUGCGUUUCUCAGUCUCUCAUACUUGUAAGACGAGCAGCGGCCGCUGCGGCGAGAUUUGGGGCCUCCAAGGGGCCUCCGACGCCGAGCGCUUCUCGACACCGAUGUGCCUGCUGUACACGCAUGCCGGCAGCGUGCCUCACCUGACGUGCGACAUGCUGCACAAAAUCAAGGGCGUCGACCAUCACCCCGCGCUCUUCCCCUUGCCUCCCAUCGCGAACUUCGCAAACUCGGUUCAAGAGUUCGGCGCCGGCAUUUCCAAGUUUUCGGGCUUGCCCACGCAUCCAUCUUUUAUAAGAGUCCAGGAUCCCAUGAAGGCGACGCCGUCCGGAUUCAACGACAAGGCCGGGGUCUCCAUUUGGGACCAGGGAGGCCGCAUCCAUCUGAACGUUCCCAGUUUCAUGCGUAUCAUGGAGGCCUUCAAACCGUCUUGUUAUCAGGCGCUUUGCGAUAGCGAUACGCCCAAGGACGCCACGAGGAAGAGGCUCCAGCGAUCCGUGGAGAGGACGACUUCUCUGUUGGAUCAGUGCAUCGCCGCGAAGUCGGUGUCAAGCGCGCUUCGGGACACUUGCAUUCUCGGAACGGUCGUGGGCGGGUACAGCAGGGAGCACCGGCACGCGUCGGUGAUGGAGAUCUCCAAACGUGACGUAGACGGUUACGUCAUCGAAGGGUUUCACGUGGACGGCCCGGCGUCGAAGUGCCUGAAGUUCGAAGAGGUGAACGACCUCUUGGAGGCGGUGGUUGCCUUCUUGCCCGAAGACAAACCGCGGUUCAUGCACGGCGUGCUGAGGCCGGAGUUCAUACUGAAAGCCGCGGUGAACGGCGUCGAUGUUUUCGACGCCUCCUUCGCGACCGCGGUUACCGAUGGCGGAAUGGCUCUUUCGUUUAGCUACAACUGUGGCAACGACCUCGCGACGAUGCUCGAAAAAGACCUGUCUGAUCACCAACUCGCGCUGGACAUGAGGGAUUCCGGGUACAGGGACCAGUUCGUGCCUCUCGUGGAAGGAUGCUCGUGUUACGCGUGUAGACACUUCACGCGCGCCUACGUCAACCACUUGCUGAACACGGGCGAAAUGCUGGCGUACGUGUUACUAAGCCUGCACAACAUCCACCACUUCCUGAACUUCUUCGAGGCCAUUAGGAAGUUCUUAAAGCAGCGGCACUGAAAAAUUACGCGUCAUUUUUUACGUUCGCACAAAUCGCAUCACUAGAAACUCUAGUAGACGGGACCAUGGAAGGACAAUAAAACACACCUUUCAAAUGGGAACUAUAAUGGUCACCUGUGUCAGCGUCGUGAGUACAAACAGCUCAUCGAUGGUACAUUCACAGAGCAAGAGUGCACAGAAGUUGUAGACGCUCAUCCGGUGCUACGACUGUGUUGUAAUGUUACAGUUUCGGCAGAUGAUGCAUCUAAUCUGGCAUUGAGAAUACUGCUGCAUAUUAGGCGGGGUUUAUUUUUCGUGACAUCAAUAUUAGUGAUGCAGCCUGUCCAGCUGAAUCAGUGUACUGCAGCUUAAAAGUCUGUAGUCUCAACGAUUCCAUUGAAAGAAAGUCAGGAUGGUAGGAUGAGGAUCUAUGCA
Messenger RNA from Rhipicephalus sanguineus (brown dog tick), 1875 nucleotides. RefSeq names its product queuine tRNA-ribosyltransferase accessory subunit 2. The record is from RefSeq and is a predicted model, not a curated record. Gene Ontology annotation, molecular function: tRNA-guanosine(34) queuine transglycosylase activity. The coding region runs from base 298 to 1461 and encodes 387 amino acids. The transcript has a single exon. NCBI's taxonomy places the organism in Eukaryota, Metazoa, Arthropoda, Arachnida, Ixodida, Ixodidae.